This is a messenger RNA of Saccostrea cuccullata (small rock oyster), 1314 nucleotides long. RefSeq lists its product as uncharacterized. The record is from RefSeq and is a predicted model, not a curated record. The coding region runs from base 506 to 1300 and encodes 264 amino acids. NCBI's taxonomy places the organism in Eukaryota, Metazoa, Mollusca, Bivalvia, Ostreida, Ostreidae. The transcript is spliced from 2 exons.
AAAGUUAGGGGUAAUUAGUAAAUUAUCUUACUGUUUACCAAGCUGCAGACUUAGCAUACUGGGUUAAUGUCAUAAUGGGCGUUGUAAUUAUUCAGAAGCUUAAUCAUCUUGUCAUUUUGAUUUGUUUCGAAGUAGACCAUGAAUUAAAACGGAUUUAAUAUAAGAAAUAAGUUAUGAAUAGGUGCAAGCAUAUCACAUUCCUCUAUUGCAUUGUAAAAACCAACAAACAUAGCGUAUGAAUGAGUUCCCCAAUAGAAAUGCAGAAAAAAAUGAUGACAAAAUGGUUGAAAAUUUAUAUACUGGUAACUCGCUGAUUUGUAAUACGUAUAACAAUGUUAAAUAAUACAAAUUUAUUCAAAGGUGUGAACAUGCGUAUACCACAGUUAUUUGACAUUCUUUGACAUAUAAUUUUCUCAUUCUUUAUUUCCAGAUGUGCUUUUAAGAUUCUUUGAAACAAGACUUGAAACACUGUGUUAACAGCAGCACAAUUGCAUAUGCUGGAAAGAUGUCAUCCUUUUUCAAUUGGUUGUGCUUUCCAAAUCGUCACGAACGAUCAAAACACAAGACCAAGUUAUCAAAGAAUUCGGACGAUGAUGGCGGAUUUCUUUCCGUAAAACAACAAAAGAGGAAAUUAAGCAGAAAUACUACACAGGGAACUGACUACAUACGUAAACAGGCUUCGUUCAGCGAGCAAGACAGGAAGUACUCGCAUAAAAAUGGACAGAGACAAGAGGAUAAUACUGUACCAAACAAACGAAGGAGAGUUCAGGAAAUAUUUAACUUACAAAACUCCGAACGUUCUGAAAGCAUCCCGAGCAGCCGUUAUACCGGAAGUAGAUACAGUAGAAAUAUCAGAGCAAAGGGAGACUUUGGGAGUGAGUACACUCCAAGGAUGUACUAUCACGAACACAAUGCUAUAGGAAACAAGAGUGAGAGUAUGUAUGGAUAUGUUCCUAAGACAGUGCAAACUUGUAGUGCUUCAAAAGCCCUAGAGGGAAACCGAGUAGACGAUUUCUUUUCAAAUCUUCACAGAGAGAAUGCUCUUCAUCUGUUUGGGAAAAUGAGUACAAGUAACUGCAAACAAAAUCAGUUAAUACCUACGUUUACAUUUUCACAUUCCCAGAGUCAGACGUCUGUGUCUACUGCAGAUAAAGUAUCACUUAUUGAGAGUGAGGAGUUUAUAAAUGUUGACGUACCUGCCUACGGAGAAUAUUAUCCUAAAAUUUCAUCACGUGUUAACUCCAUUCUGGAGGCCAGUUUUGAUUCCAUGUGGAAUAGCAAUGGAGAAGUUUUGUAUUAAUAUAGAACCUAGCA